AAUCAAUCAAAUCCAUCCCGCUGAUUCGACCUCUUUGCACCGUUGCAGCGGGGCCCCGCCCGUUCCUGGCCUACCGCCACUAGCGCUGCGACAUGGUGCCAUCAGGUGCUCCAUCACUCUGCCUGUAGGUGCCAUUUAGGUGCCAUUAGGUGCCCGUUUAGCAGCCUCUGCAGCCCACCAGCAGCGCCCUCGACCCCUGGCCCAGCAGCUGCGUCCGCCCAGAGAUGGCCAAUUGCAAUACGAAACGACCCUUUGCACGGCCAAGAAGGGACGGGACCUGGACUUUUCCGCUCUUUGUGCUUGUGCCCGCCCCCAGCCCAGGCUUGUCAGGGUCCUCGAGGCUGCUCCGUUCCAGCGAAGUACUUGUACGCCCGGAAACCCUUCCCGCCACAAACAUUCCCUUCAAGCUUCGUCCAAAGACACGCCUCGCGCUCGUUUCGACACUCGUUCACUCGUUUUCGUUGCUCGCCCGGAGACGCAUCUUGGGCUUUUGGGAAGCGCCUCUUUUUUUUUGCUGCUUCCAGUCACUCUUUUUGCAGAAACCUCGAGUCGUCGUUGCUUCUUUCCUUUGGCCUCCGUGUCCUCCCGACUGCUUCGCUUCGCAUCAUCAUCACUCAUUUAGCUACUGCUUUUGACCAAAAUCAUCUACCUAAGCUUCCAUAAAACUGCUUUGAUC
Molecule: messenger RNA, 676 nt
Organism: Trichoderma harzianum CBS 226.95
Lineage: Eukaryota; Fungi; Ascomycota; Sordariomycetes; Hypocreales; Hypocreaceae
Exons: 1
Coding region: 225-635 (136 amino acids)
Source: RefSeq, a predicted model, not a curated record